CCACUGGUAUCCUGCUUCCUUCGGAUAUAAAUAUCCAUACUUGGGUGUAUCGCGCAACAGUACCAUUUUGGAAACUAUAGAAAACCGAUCGAUCUCGUUCCGAGAAUUAAGUUGCUACAAAGAUGAACACCCUCGUCACCGUUACUUGUCUGCUGGCCGCUGUGACUGCUGUACGUGGCAUAGAUCAAGACACCAUAGUCGCAAAGUACAUGGAGUAUUUGAUGCCUGAUAUAAUGCCGUGCGCCGACGAACUUCACAUUUCGGAAGAUAUCGCAACGAAUAUACAAGCGGCGAAAAAUGGAGCCGACAUGAAGCAACUUGGUUGCUUGAAAGCCUGCGUGAUGAAACGAAUAGACAUGUUGAAAGGCACGGAACUUAAUAUAGAACCAGUGUACAAGAUGAUAGAAGUCGUCCACGCCGGCAACGCGGAUGAUAUCCAAUUAGUAAGAGGGAUCGCUAAUGAGUGCAUCGAGAAUGGCAAGUACUUGCUAUUUCGUUCGACGUUGCUACGCUUUUUCAAUUUUCCUCUUAUUCUCUUAUUCUCUACAUUUCGUUGAAAAUUUUGAAAAAUAGUUUUGUCGUUUCCAAAUGGAAAAAAAAAAAGAUAAUCAUAUCGUAACGUGGAAAAUUAUUAAUAUAGUCGAAGUCGUUAUCGUGGAUUUUAAAAUUGUAAUUAAUAUUUUUGAAUAAUACGAUAAUAAGAAGUUAAUAAUACGUUGACAAAUUAAUAUAUUUUUAUCCUGUCUCUGGUUGUGCAGCCAAAGGGGAAACGGACGAAUGCAGUAUCGGUAACAAAUAUACCGACUGCUACAUCGAAAAGCUGUUCUCGUAAAAACGAAAAAGUCACGUACCGAGGAUUAUCACACGUAUUGUAUCACACGUUUAAUAAAACGAUGUAAAUGAUA
Molecule: messenger RNA, 905 nt
Organism: Apis cerana (Asiatic honeybee)
Lineage: Eukaryota; Metazoa; Arthropoda; Insecta; Hymenoptera; Apidae
Gene: Obp2
Product: odorant binding protein 2
Molecular function (GO): odorant binding
Source: RefSeq, a predicted model, not a curated record